Molecule: messenger RNA, 1373 nt
Organism: Nelumbo nucifera (sacred lotus)
Lineage: Eukaryota; Viridiplantae; Streptophyta; Magnoliopsida; Proteales; Nelumbonaceae
Gene: XRI1
Product: x-ray induced transcript 1
Biological process (GO): female meiotic nuclear division; male meiotic nuclear division
Source: RefSeq, a predicted model, not a curated record
AAGAGGGAAGAACGAAGCAGUCUGCUCUAGGGUUUUACUCCAGCAGGGAGCAGAGAUCAAUACAUACUCAACCGGCGAUUCAACAGUUAAGUCGACGUUACAAUCCCUGGAAACUGAUCUUGUUGGUCUAAUACAAAAUGGACGAGCCAUGGGAAUGGAAAAGUGAUGAAUAUUAUAUCCAAAAGGAUUCUCAUCUCGACACCUCUCAUUAUCUAUGGGAUGAUGUGAGCCAGAAUGAAGAAGAUCUAUCCUACAUGUUUGAUGAAGCAACCCCAAUAAAGGCUUGUGGAGAUUUAGCAUACCAUGCUGCUGAAAGUGGGAAAAAUGUGAACAAGGAACUGGAGGAAUAUAGAGAGCCUACUUCCCAAACAAAGAGGCGGCGGAUGCUACAAUUCAAUACUCAAGUUAUAGAUCCUUGCUUUUGUAAUGAAGAGUUACCAUCUGCCUUCGUAAAAUCAAAGGAUAGGGAAGAUUCAAUUGAAGAAGCUUUACCUCAAAGUUCAGAGUGGAUUUCAGAAUUUACAGAUAGGUUUACCUCUGGGAAUGAGGGCCUGGAUCAAUCAUGUGAGGGGUGGCUUGCCAAUUGCUUUAAUGAUGCGGAGAUGCAUUUUAGCUCUGAUGAUAUCAAUGUGUCUGGGUUGCUUGAUGAGCAACUUGAUAUUUCAGAGUUCUGCAACACCCCUCCUGAAGUAGAAGAACCUAAUGUUGUGCAAGAAUGUGCGACCCCAUCUCCUCGGAAUGUUUUUAAAGGAAGGAAAUUGUACAUGCGGACGCCCACAAAACUUGCUUCUUCUGUUGCUUAUCCAUUUGCCCUCAUCAAACCAUGUGGGAUCCAUGGAAAUGUAACUCUGAAGGACAUAAACCAAAGGAUACGCACACCACCAUCAAAGUCAAAGCACAAUAUUGAUGAUGACUCUUCUGCUUCUUACCCCACUUCAGCUUUUUCUGGAAAGCCUGUAGUUGUUAAAACCAAAAUUCGCACGGAAGGAGGCAAAGGCAGCAUUACAAUCAUGAGAACCAAAGGCUGAACUUAUAAGUUUUCUUUUAUUUCCACCCCAUUUUCUGUGGCUUCUCUCUCCAUUAUUUUUGUUGUGAGGGUUAUUUUUGUAUAAUUUCUGAGGCCAGUUUAAAAGUUGACAUUGGGGCUUUUUGAAGGACAGUUGUUGGGAUUCGUCCAACAAUUCAAUGUGUUUAUAUUCAAGUGGUUUCUAGGAGUGAGAUCACAGCUGAUGUUUAUGUAUGCAAUUCAGAACUAGAGUAAGGAUCUUAAUGUCUUAGAGAUCCUUUUACCCACUUUUGGCUUUGGCAAGUUAUAAUUGUGCUUUCACUAUAUUUCAUAAUGUGCAAAGUUCAGAGUACCUUUACUUGGUAAA